AUGACAAGAGACCCCAAUAGCACGGCCAUUAUUGGAUCUGCCCUUCCAUCAAAACCUACACCGGCCAAAUCUCAUUUGGUCCAGGGCCCCCUCAACCAAAGUCCCAACACCGCCGCGGAUAACAAGAAGACAAGAACAAGAAGUCGAAGACGCUUAACCGAGAAGGUGCAAUUACGAGAGAAAUUAACAAGUACACCACCUGAACCACAAAAGGCAGUUAGGCUGCAUUGCGGCCUGACGUCACGACUUUGGCCCUUGGAGAAGUUCCAGCGGUCGAUCGACCAUGCUCCAGGCCUAUUAGUGCUGCUGCUUUCGGGAGGAUAA
This is a messenger RNA of Nezara viridula (southern green stink bug), 324 nucleotides long. The record is from the annotation of a GenBank genome assembly. Lineage: Eukaryota; Metazoa; Arthropoda; Insecta; Hemiptera; Pentatomidae.